GAACACAGAGCGCGGCCGGGACAAAGGGGCAGGCCAGACAGCCGUGACAGAGAAACUAGGCGGUCCGCUCCUGGGACGCGGUCUCGGGGGCGGGUUCGCCCCUGAGGCCCGGUGACCCUUCGCCCGCAACCAGGGCUAGCGCGUGUGUGCGCCCACGGAAGCACCCGAGCGACCGGAGAAAGAAAAAGGGGUCAAGGGGACCUCCUUCCAGCUCUACGCGCCUCUCAUUCAGAGAGGUGAGGUCAGGAAAGGGGAAGGACGAAGCCCCAGAGCAACAGAAGUCAGGCGGUGCCAGGAACACUGAGGGCGGAGCCAGGGGAAGGCGGCCGAGCGCGGCCCCCUCUCCUCCCGGGCCGGGGCGGGCCCGAGGCCUCGAUCCGCCUUCCCCGCGCCGUCCUGGUCACGGCCCCGCGGGGCAGCCAUGCCUGGCCGUCUGCUGCGGGGCCUGUGGCAGCGAUGGCGCCGUUACAAGUACCGCUUCGUUCCCUGGAUCGCACUGAACCUAAGCCACAACCCGAGGACCCUCCGAUAUGUUCCAGAGGAAUCCAAAGACAAAGUUAUCUCAGAUGAAGAUGUCCUAGGAACAUUACUGAAAGUUUUCCAGGCUCUAUUCUUAAAUGAUUUCAAUAAACAAUCAGAAAUCUUGACUAUGCUUCCAGAAUCUGUUAAAUCAAAAUAUCAAGACCUACUGGCAGUUGAACAUCAAGGGGUGAAACUGCUUGAAAACAGACAUCAACAGCAAAGUACCUUUAAACCAGAAGAAAUUCUUUACAAGACUUUGGGUUUCAGUGUUGCCCAAGCAACUAGCUCAUUGAUUUCUGCUGGAAAAGGUGUCUUCGUUACUAAAGGAUUGGUACCAAAAGGCGCAGUCGUAUCUAUGUAUCCUGGUACAGUAUAUCAGAAGUAUGAGCCGAUCUUUUUCCAGUCCAUUGGAAAUCCGUUUAUUUUUAGAUGCCUGGAUGGGGUACUCAUUGAUGGGAAUGACAAAGGGAUAUCAAAAGUUGUGUACAGAUCUUGCAAUGGGAGGGAUCGACUCGGCCCUUUAAAAAUGAGUGAUAGUACAUGGCUAACGUCAGAAAUUCAUAACCCUCUGGCUGUGGGACAGUAUGUCAACAAUUGUUCCAAUGACAGAGCAGCUAAUGUCUGUUAUCAGGAAUUUGAUGUGCCUGCAGUUUUCCCUAUAGAACUGAAGCAGUAUCUUCCAAACAUUGCCUACAGCUAUGACAAACAAAGCCCACUUCGAUGUGUUGUUCUUGUCGCACUUAGGGACAUCAAUCAAGGAGAAGAGCUUUUUUCAAACUACUACACAAUUGUCAGCUAACUCUGUGAAUCAGAAAUUAUUAGGUUUUCUACUCAGCUAUUAAUUCUAAGUGUUUUUUGUUAAUCACUUCUCUGAGUUCUACCUGUAAAACAAAUAUUUUGAGACUUAAUUGGAAUAGGAAUUUCUUAUGUUUUUGUUGAUAUUAUAUUUAUGUUCCAAUUUCAUGAUGAAAGCUACUUGCUUCAUUACAAUUUCAAAUUUGUAAUGCAAUUCCAAGUUUAAUUGGUUUUCACCUAAAUACACAAUAGCUUAUUAAAUUAAAACCUACUCUUUGAACUUAUAAUUUCAAUUUUUCUUUUGUUUAUUUUGUAAGCUCUGUGGUGGUUUAUAAAAUUGUAGCCAGUCAUCAGCAGUUCUUGUAGUACUGCUGAUGUGUACAAACUUCUGUAAAAACUUUAUUUUUACAGAAUUGAGUAAAAAAUACCUAUUGUGUUGCCAUGAGUAAAUUGGUGUGUCUAUGUAUAAUGUAAAGAUUGCUCUAGCUGGGUAAGGGGAAAAUGUGAGGUCAUUAUUACUAUUUUCUUUACUCUUUGAACAUUUUCACACCAAAGAAAAGGUGGAAAAAAAGUGCAAGAUAGUGUUGGUGGGAGGAACACUUAUUCCCCGUGUCUCAUGUCUUCAUGUGGAGGGCUUCCACUGGUUAAUGUUCCUAGCCUCUCUCUCCACCCACUGGAGGGAGAGUGACUCCCUGAUUAUGUUUGGAGAAUAACUAGGCACCCAUGUCCUAUAUACCCUUCUAGUUCCUUCCCUGUGGACUCUGGCUGCCAGCAGAAAGAAUGUGUCCUGGCAGUUCUCUGCCUUGUGCAGAGAAUAGCCUGUAGCCAGCCCAGCCAGUGACAGAGUGAGUCCAGAGGUGUAAUAUAUUGGCAGGCCAACCUGGCUGCAGCCCUGAAGCUACCUUCCCCAGUUUUAUUAGCAAUAGUUACUUUGACCUCCAUCGACCUGACUCCAGCCCUCUCAGUUCCAAACUUGGAUAGGAAGGAGGGUGUUCUUUACUGGAUCCCUCAAAAAUUCAUGGAACCUAUAUGACCAGAUUCUGAUUACCUUCACUUCCUUACCACCAGCUUUACUCACCUAGUUUAUUGCGAUUUCAGUAGCCUCUCAAUUGCCUUCCUUGUUUCCACUCCUGUCCCCCUUACAGAACAUAUCACCAAGUGUGAUUCUUUUAAAUGAAAGUCAGGUAUUGACAUACCUCUGCUCAAAACCCUCUCCCUAUCAUGGAGUAAAUGCUGAAGUCCUUCACAUGGAUAACCUGCUCAUGACCUCAAGAGCUCCUCUCCUUUCUCCCCUUGCUCACUCCAUCCCAACCCACACCUGCCUCCUGGCCACUCCCCAAACCUGCCAGGCACAUUCCCAACCAAGGACUUUUGCACUUAGUUCUCUCUGCCUGUAAACAUCUUCCCCCAGACAGCCACAUAGCUUGUUCUCUCCCUUCCUGUCACCUCAGUGAGGAGCGUUGCCUCAUCACCCCACUGAAAUUUACAAUCCCUCACUGCUCCCAACCCUGACAUAUUCCUCAUUCUCUUUAGCACUUACCACCAGCAAGCUCAAAAAGCGUACCAUAGAUGGAAAUUAUGGCCAAAAUGACUUCUAGUAACACAGAUGUACUAGAGAUUAUCCUGCUUCCACAGGCUUUUCCGUCUCCUAAAGCCUGAAAAUACUCUGAGCUCUCACAUGGCACAUUGUUGCAUUCUUGCUGUAUUCGGAAUAUGUGUGCUUGUCCCUGCUCUGAAGGCACUUCUGUGCAUGUGUCCACCACAGAGCCCUAUGUGCUAAGGUCCUUUCGUGUCUGACAAGGAGGGGAUGUGGUUUUAGUCAAGUAACCAAAGCAGAGGAGUCAAGAUUUUUGCUUUCCUUUUAUCCCCUUCUUGGCCUUGUACAAACUUUGGAUAUUAUGGGCAAGCUGAUCACUGCGUCUUAAAAA
Messenger RNA from Pan troglodytes (chimpanzee), 3245 nucleotides. It is a transcript of the gene SETD9, whose product is annotated as SET domain containing 9. The coding region runs from base 422 to 1321 and encodes 299 amino acids. Gene Ontology annotation, molecular function: protein binding. The record is from RefSeq and is a predicted model, not a curated record. The transcript has 6 exons. Lineage: Eukaryota; Metazoa; Chordata; Mammalia; Primates; Hominidae.